AUGGAUAGAUCAACUCAUUCAAAUGCUAGACCUGCUAGUGGCAGCAAAGAUAAAAAUGACUUAGGUAAAAAGGAGCAUGUCAUUGCUUAGUUAGAACAAAUUCUAAUGGAUCGUUUGAGAACUACAAUCAAAGAUAUUGAAGUAACUGAUUUUUGAUAUAUUAAUCAGGUUGAAUAAGAAAAAUAAAUGAAGUAAAAAUAAGAUCAAGGAAAAAAUGAUUAAGUUGCUGUUGCCUUAUGGUCAAAAAUUAAGGGAUGGGCAACUGAAUAACCAUUUAGUAACUGAUUUAAUUUAAAUUUUUAUAGAAAAAAUAGCAAUCUAGAUUGCAGAUAAUCAAAAAAUACCAUAAGAAGCAAGAUAACGAUUCUCUAAACCCUUUUAAGAUUAACAAAAAUUGAUUAUGAAUAUAGAAUAGGAUAAGUCAAAAGUUAAAAUUAAAUUAAACGAAUACUAUUAAAAUUUGGCCAAAUCAACACAAGAUAAUUUGAAUUCUGUUAAUGCUAGUUUAGGUAGAUUAGCAGCUGCAGGUUGUUGUGGAAAAGGGGAAGCUUUGAGAAAUUUUGAAAAUGAAUACAGAAAAAUAGAAUUAGAUUUCAUUUAAUGGGCAGCAUUACCUAAUUUAGAAAAUAAUAAUGUAGAUAUUUUUGUAGUUAAAACUAAUCUUAAUUAUGAUGAUUUUAGAUAAUUCCUAAUUAAAUCUUUAAAUGAUUAUUUUCCAAGUGCAGCUGGAGAAACUAAGAUUAUUGAGAAACCUGUUGAUAAAAUAGUAUAUAUAGAUAAACCAGUUGAUAAAAUUGUAUAUGUAGAUAAACCAGUUGAAAAAAUUGUAUAUGUUGAUAAACCUGUUGAGAAGAAAGUUAUUGAAUAUGUUGAGAAAGUUAAAGAAGUUCCUGUUUAUAGAGACUAACCUAUUUAAGAUGAUAGAUUAAGAACAGCGCAUGAAAUGCUUUAUGGUAUUGGAAGACCUUAAAAUGUUACUGAAGCUUUAAAUUUGUACUAUGAAUUGGCAGAAGUUAAUUAAGAUGUUAAUGCUUUCAAUAUUAUAGCCUAAAUAUUUUCUGAAGGUAAGAUCUUUCCAAAGGAUUUGAACAAAGCAUAUACUUAUUGGGAAAAGAGUGCUGCAUAAUAAAAUGCGGAAGGACUCUAUAGAAUUGGUCGUUUACUAUUAGAUUAAUUAAUUGAUGGAUAAAUGUUAUCUUAAGGGAAACUAUAGACAAGAGAUGAAUAGAAAUCAGAAGCAGUUGUAUUCUUUUAAUAAGCAAGUGAAUAAGGUCAUUUAGAUGCUCUUGUAGAUUUAGGAGAGAUAUUUGAGAAUGGACUCAAAAGUGAAGAUGGUGAAUCAUGUAAAUAUUAUAUAUCUUAUAUAUUUUAGAUAUAUAAGAACCUAAUUUAGAUUCAGCUGAAUUUUACUAUACUUAAGGAAAGAAAGUCAGAUAUCCUAGAGCUAUUAAUGCAUUAGGGCUCUUUUAUUAUAAUCAUCCAGAAUUUCAAGAAAAGGUUGUAGGAAAUAAUUAUCGUAAAGCCCUUAAGUAUUUUGAAAUAGCCAAAGAGCUUGGUUAUGCUAAUUCACUUUAUUGGUUGGCUUAAUGUUACGAAUUUGGAUAUGGAGUUGGUGUCAAUUAAGAAUAAGCUAAAAGUUAUUAUAAAGAAGGGGCUUUGAAAGGUGAUGUUGCAUGUAGACUCUAAUAUAUGCAUUAUGUAAUGAAAGAUUGUAGUAAUUCAGGAAAGUAGGAAGAUUAUUUAUUUGCACAUUAAUAUUUGAUUCAAAUUAUGAUCUAAAAUCCUGAAAUUACAGAAGUUUAUUUCUAUUUAGGGCAUCUUUAUGAAUGUGGAUUUGGAGUAUAAAAGGAUCCACAAAAUGCAAUUCAUUAUUAUUUUAAAGGUGCAAAAUUAAAGAAUCCUUCUUGCAUGACCAAAUUAGGAGAUUGCUACCAUAGUGGAUUUGGUGUUCCUCAAAAUUAGAGAGAAGCUCUUAAAUUUUAUAAAGAGGCUGCUGAAUUGAAGGAUUCAGAAGCAUUAAUUAAUAUGGGUCUUAUAUAUGAAUAAGGAUAUGAAGGAGUUAGUAUAGAUUAUGCAAAGGCUUUUAAUGCUUAUGAAGAAUCUUCAAAAUUAGGUAAUGCAAAAGCUGAUUUCCAUUUGGGUUUAAUGUAUGAGGCUGGUAAAUAUGUUAAAAAAGAUGUCAAUUAUGCUAUUUAAAGAUAUUAGAAAGCUGCUUAGAUGGGUUGUUAAGAGGCUAGGGAUCUACUUAAAAAAAAAUAGAUACCCAUGUUGUAUGAUGAUUCAGUUAGUGGAAAUAUCUUUUAAGAAAUGGGUAUAAAAUUAAUAUAUAUUUUUAGGUAUCCAUGCUGCCAAUAGAGAUGCUAUUAUGCUCAAUUAAGUUAUACCUUAAAUAUAAAACCCUUUAGUUAUUAAUAUUGGGAAAAAAACUAAUUAAUCAAUUAUUGCUUAUAAAUCUUAACAUUAAGAGAUGGGUGAAGGAAAAAUGGUCAGUAUUUUAGCACAUCCAAAUGCAACUUAAUCUAAUUAUGUUUAAAGUCAUUAUUAAAAACCAGGCUUUUAACAUUGA
Paramecium pentaurelia is the source of this 2566-nucleotide messenger RNA. Lineage: Eukaryota; Ciliophora; Oligohymenophorea; Peniculida; Parameciidae. The record is from the annotation of a GenBank genome assembly.